Paramecium octaurelia is the source of this 2187-nucleotide messenger RNA. The record is from the annotation of a GenBank genome assembly. NCBI's taxonomy places the organism in Eukaryota, Ciliophora, Oligohymenophorea, Peniculida, Parameciidae.
AUGUAACAAGGCAAUCAUCUCUAACAAAAGAAUAAGUGCUUCGAACAUAAUGAAAAUGCAGUUUUUAUUAGGACAUCAUUUACAAAUAAUAAAAAUCUCAAAUUAUGCUAUAAGUGCAUAAUAAAUUAGAAUAAAAAUCUUAUGCUCAUAGAAGAUGUAGAAAAAUAGUUUGAACAUUCGAAGAUUCAAAUAAUGAAAGAAAUAAAAAGUAAGAGAGAAAUAAAUACUAAUAUACUUAAGAAUCUAAAAGAAAACCUUCUAAAAUUUGAGACAUCAAUUUAAGAAAAAAUAAAAUAGAUCUAGUAAAGCAUUGAUGAAUAAUUGAAAUUAAUUUCAAAUACUAAUUUGGAUACUUUGAAUAGUUUAACUAUUUAUAAUUUUGAUGAAAUAGAAAAACCAUUGAUCUCAAAUACAGUUAAUUUUGAAAAAAUGAAAAAUAUGCUUAUCCAUCAAUAUUAGUCAUUAUCUACAAGCUGCUUUUUAAAAGUUAGCGGACAACUCUUAGCAAAAAUAGAAUUAGAAGAAGAAAAUUAUCAAUUUAGAUUAAACUAAGAACUUACUAAUUGUAAGAUUUAAAAUACUAUUACGCUACCAAAUAAUAAUUUGAUUUGUGAAAAACAUUAAUGCCAGUUGAUGAUGGUUGACAUAAGUGAAUAAUCAAAUGUACCAAAUAGAAUAGCAUGUUAUUAUUGUAUACCAGAAUAUGCAGCAAAAUAUACUUCAUUUGAAUAGUUUUAGCAGCUGUGGAUGAAAAAUAAAUCUAAAUUUCAAGAAUAAUUUAUUAUUCAUUAGAAAUAUGUAAACACUCAAAUAGAAAAUGCUAUUGAUUUAAUAAAUAAUUUUAAGGAAAAUCUAAUUAAGUUUUUAGAUGUCCAUCAAACUGCAUUAAUCUAGAUCAAGAAUAAACCUAAUUUAGAAUCAGUUUAUAAUAUUUACAAGUUAGUAGCAAAAGAAUGGAUUAAUUUGACUAAAUCAGAAAUCAUAGAGAUUGUCUAAGCAUUAAGUUAAAUAAAAAAUGAAUAAAUGGUAUGUAAUGAUAUAAAAGAAGAAUUCGAUUAAAAAUUAUGGAAAUUUCAGGAAUAUUCAAAAGUUUUACUUUAUUAAUUUGAAUCAAGGUAAAAAUAAUUUGUUAUGGACAUUCAAAAUAUUUUAGAUGCAGAAGAAGAAUAUAAAGUUUCUAAUUGUAGAUUUUAGGAUGAUUUUGAUAAAGAUACAAUUUCAACUUUUACCAAAAACCUAAUUAACUACGAUAUUAUUGAACAAAAUCCAAUGUUAGAUCAAAAUAUUAAUUCUAUUCUAUUCAGUCCUGACUCCUCAACUUUAAUUGCCGGAUGCUCCGAUGGAAAAGUAAAAGUGUUUGAUUUUAAAUCAGAAAAAUUAAUAUUAUUAGAAGUGCUACAUGAACAUAAAAAAUAAGUAGACUGUUUAUUAUUUAUGAAAAAAUCAAAGAAUUUUUUAUCUGGGAGCAAAGAUGAAUCAAUCAUUAUAUGGUCUGGGCCUCAUAAAAAUAAAGAAUGGAAAGUUAAUAUAAAAUUAAGGGAAAGUAAUGGAAUGUUAAAUUGCAUGGCACUUAAUAAAGAUGAAGAUUUGCUCGCAGCUGGUUAUGGAAGCACUUUAAAAUUAUGGUCUAAAGAAAAAGAUUGGAAAUUUUAAUAUUCUAUUUUAGAAGAGAAAAUAGAUAUCUCAAGUAUUUGCUUUAGUGAUUCUUAAAACCUAUUAGUUUCUUCAUCUCAGAAUAGUAAAUAAAUUUCUAUAUUUCAAUUAAGUAAACCUAAUAUAUGGGCAAGAUUCUAAAUCAUAAUGACUAAUGAUUGGGGAUCCAAUAUAAUAUUUUUAAAUAGCACAUCCUUUCUAUUUUAACCUUCUAACUAAGAUAUAUUGGAAAUAUAUGAUUAUAAUGAAUAAAACUAAAAAUUCGAGAAAUCAAAAGAAAUUAGAAUUGAAGUUGGUAAUCAGAUUAAUGCUUCAUCCUUUAGAUAGAUUAUUAAAUCUCAAGACUAACUCCUUUAUAAAGCUGGAUGCAAUCUUUAACUUUUGAGAUACUAAAAGAAUGGAUAAUUAAAUAUUGAAUGGUCACUAAAACUUAAGGAUGAAAGUUCAUUCUGUACACUGAGUGAAAAUACGAAGUAUCUAGCAACAUGGAAUUACAAUACGAAAGAAUUUGUAAUUAGAAAAUAUAAGGAAUGA